UAUUAGCCAUUCAUUUAAUGAAAAAGAGGCAGAAAAAGAAGAGCCAAAAGAAACGUUUAUGGGUUAGUCUUCUAAUCCAAAAACGAAAAGAACAUGGUUUUUAUCAUGCGUUACUCCCAACUUUGAGACUGGAAGAUUUGCGAUUUCAAAACUAUUUUCGCAUGUCAGCUAUGCAACUUGAGGCUUUAUUAGAAAUUGUAGGGCCGCAUUUGCAGGGACUGUAUGUUGUACGCGAGCCUAUAAGUCCAGCAGAACGUCUAACUUUAACUUUGAGAUAUCUUGCAUCAGGAGAUUCGAUGACCUCUAUGAGUUUUCAAUAUUUAGUAGGUUUAACUACUGUAAGUGAAAUCAUCAGUUCAACGUGUAAAAUUAUCUGGGAUCAACUGUAUCCACUAAUUCUUCCGCCUACUAUUAAUGAACAGGAAUGGAAACGCAUCGCUCAGGACUUUAAUGAUUUGUGGGAUUUUCCACACUGUAUUGGGGCAAUUGAUGGGAAACACGUUACAAUUCAGUGUCCAAACAAUGCAGGAUCAAAUUUUUAUAAUUAUAAGAACAGCCACAGUAUUGUUUUACUAGCCAUUUGUGAUGCGCAUUACAAUUUUCUCUUCGUGGAUAUUGGUGCGUAUGGUCGGCGCAGCGAUGGAGAUGUAUUUAAAGAGAGCACCUUUAGAGGACAAAAAUUUGAAGCAAGCACAAUAAAAGUUCCCAAAGAAGAAUGUAUUUCUGCUGGAGGACCAUUGCUACCAUAUUGCCUUGUUGGAGAUGAGGCGUUUCCACUUAAGCCAUACUUGCUUCGGCCAUACCCACGAGGAUGCAAAAAGACAUUGAAUGCAGAUCAACAUGUUUAUAAUUAUCGAUUAAGUCGUGCCAGAAGGAUCAUCGAAAACGUCUUCGGAAUUCUGGCAAGUCAAUGGAGGAUCUACAGAAAACCAAUUAUUACCAGCGUAGACACAGCCAUGAGCAUGAUUAAAAGUACAAUUUGCUUGCAUAAUUGGCUUCGUAAAGACUCCAAGAACAACUUUUAUGUAACAUCCGACCUAUUGGAUAAAGAAACAGCAGAUGGUGUGCACAUUCUAGGUUCAUGGAGAACAAUAAUAGAAAAUGAAUGUGCUUUUACAGACAUAUCCAAUUGUGGCACACAUAAUAGUACUCGAGAAGCCAUCAGAAUUAGAGAACUUUUCUGCCAAUAUUUCAAUAAUGAAGGUGCCGUACCAUGGCAGUGGGACCAAUAA
Messenger RNA from Mycetomoellerius zeteki, 1232 nucleotides. Its product is annotated as putative nuclease HARBI1. Lineage: Eukaryota; Metazoa; Arthropoda; Insecta; Hymenoptera; Formicidae. The transcript is spliced from 4 exons. The record is from RefSeq and is a predicted model, not a curated record. The annotation marks the transcript as partial.